AUGAAUAGCUUCGCUUCGGCGCAGCAUACGUCGUCGUUUAGCGCGUUCGAGGGCCGGAGCUAUCGGUUCCAAAAUGUUGUCUCAGAGAGCCACAAACGCCCGGAAGGUUUUCAGCCCUCGUCGUACACGGCAACUUCGGACAACAUCCGCGGUGACACUGCCGAGCUCGGCGACAUGGCCCUGAGCUCGGACGAUGGCAAUCACAGUGCGUUUUCGAACGAGUACGAAGACCAAGAUGCUAACGCGAUCCAAGAGGAGGACGUGCCUACCCCACGCUCCGAGCUGCCCAAGUCGCCGGUCGAAGGGUACUUUGGUGCCAAGAGGCAGCCCCACAAGAGCCGCUUUGAAGAGGCGCCGCUCCUGUCCCGGCCCAGGGCGACGCCCUCGGGCGACUACGGCGCAGUGGAUGACGGACACAAGGAUGUCCGUGUCGAAGAAAACAAGAACAUGGUCCCUGGCGAGGCUGCCAUGGAGGCCGUCGGCUCGCAGUGGAGCUCGCUACGGACGCACAUGCGUGCCAUGGCCAGCGCCGCACGCCGGCCCCGUAACCUCGAGACACUGGUCAGCAAGGCACGCGAACUAACCUGGUCGGAUGUGCGCAAGAUGGGCAUGCAGCCGAUUCAUCAGAUCCCGGCGGUGAUCCUGGGUGUGCUGCUCAACGUCUUGGAUGGUGUCUCGUACGGCAUGAUUAUGUUCCCUACCUCGAACCCUUUGUUUGCUGACUUUGGCGGCGACGGUGUGUCGAUGUUCUUCAUGACAUGCAUCAUCUCUCAACUUGUGUACACCUGCGGUGGCUCCAUUUUCAAAGGAGGUAACGGCAGUAUGAUGAUCGAGGUCGUGCCUUUCUAUCAUAUCCUCGUGCAGGUGAUCACCAAGGUCGUUGGCGAAAAGGACGGCCAGGCGGUUGUCGCGACGACCAUGGUGGCCUUUGCCCUUUCGUCUGUGUUCACUGGUCUUGCGUUCCUGCUGUUGGGUGUGCUGCGCCUCGGUGUGAUUAUCAGCUACUUCCCUCGCCACAUUCUCGUGGGGUGCAUUGGUGGUGUCGGAGUCUUUUUGAUCGAGACGGGUCUGGCGGUCGCCGGCCGCAUCGAAGAGGACGGGGGGUUCAAGUACAACGGCGCGACGCUCGCUGCUCUUACCGAGAGCUGGGCAGUGAUUGCGCAGUGGACCAUUCCGCUGGCCCUGGCAUUCUUGCUGAGCUUCAUCACCACGCGUAUCCACCAUCCCUUGGUCUUCCCGGGUUACUUUUUGGCGAUUCCGAUUGUGUUUUACGCGGUGUCGAUGGGCGUGUUUGGCAUGAACAUGCAAGAUUUGCGCGACCACGGCUGGGUGUUUGAUGUGGGUCGAGCGUCCGACGCGCCUUUCUACCGCUACUUUAGCUACUUUGACCUGCGCAGCAUCUCUUGGGAAGCACUGUGGGCGACACUUCCGACGCAGCUUGCGUUGGUCUUUUUCGGUAUUCUGCACGUUCCGCUGAACGUGCCGGCGCUUGGUGUGAGCGUGAACGAGGACAACGUCGACACGGACCGUGAGCUGAUUGCGCACGGUGUGUCGAACGUUGCCGCUGGUUUCCUGGGCACCGUGCCGAACUACUUGUGCUACGUCAACUCGGUCCUCUUUUACCGUGUUGGCGGUGGCUCGCGCCUCAGUGGAUUGAUGCUCGCUGCUGUGACGACGCUAAUCAUGCUGCUCGGCCCUGGCAUGAUCGCCUUUUUGCCGAUCAUGGUGGUGGGUGCGCUGAUUUUUGUGCUGGGUAUCGACUUGGUGCGCGAGGCGCUCUUUGACACGAUUGGACGUGUGAACCGCCUCGAGUACCUGACCAUUGCUGUGAUUAUUGUGGUGAUGACCUGCUCCGACUUUGUGGUGGGUAGCCUGGUCGGCAUUAUGCUCGCCUGCCUCUUUUUUGUGAUGCAGACCUCGCGCAAGAAUGCCGUACGCUCAGUUUUCAACGGACAUGCCGCCCGGAGUACCGUGCGCCGCCACAUGACGCAGCGCCGUUUCCUCGAGCAGGUCGGCCACCAGACGCUCAUCUUUAAGCUACAGGGCUCGUUGUUCUUCGGCACGAUCAAUUCGGUCGAGCAGCUGAUCCGCAAGAUGCUGGACAUUGCCACCUGGAAGCAAAACCCCAUUCGUUUCCUUAUCAUGGACCUUACGCAAGUGAACAGCAUGGACUUUUCGGCCGCUGAGGCCAUGACACGCAUUCACCGCAUGCUUAGCAGCAAGAGCGUCAUCUUGGUUCUUUGUGGCGUCAAGGCGGAAGGCGAUGUGGGCACCGCACUCCAAAACGUCGAUCUGUGGACUGACCUGAGCAUGCACCUUGAAGUGUUUGCAUCGCUGAACGAGGCGCUCGAGUGGACCGAAAACGAGUUCCUGCGUAGCAUGUACUCGUCGGGUCUCUCGGCGGGUCAAGCGCUCGGCCAGGCCUCGCUGUCCAACAGCGCGGAGCUCCGCGUGCCUAAGCGAAAGCCGGUGCUGCACCUGGACGACGGCUUUGCAAACUCGCCGCGCUACAACCAGCUCCACGAAGCUGCCAAGACGGCGACGUACGAUUUCCGCACACGCCACGAAACGAGUCCUGUCGGUGCUCGCUCGCGCUCGCGCGAGUCGGGCAAGGACUCGAACGUGGAUGGGCACGCGCUCUCGCUCUUGGUCUCGACGCUGGGUCCUUAUACGGACGAUGCCAGCGUCGAGAGCGCAUUUAAACACCUCGUCCCCGAGCUAAAAGAGCUAGAGCUCUCGGAAGGAACUGUGCUGUGGGAGCGGGAUGAUACGCCGGAUGCUUUGUACUUUAUCGAGUCGGGAAUUCUCAAGGCGCGCUACGUCUUCCCUCAGGAUAACUAUGAGAUCAACGAGGCCAUGCUGGCCGGUACGAUCGCCGGCGAGCUUUCGUUCCUUUCCCAGCAGAAGCGCAACUCCACUGUGACGGUCGAGAAGGAUGCCAAGGUCUGGCGACUGGACGGUGAGGCCCUGCAGAGCAUCGAGCAGCACCAUACCCGCGACUACGCCAAGAUUAUUCAGACGCUGUUGCGAGUCACGGCGGACGAGCACGACUGCCUGAUGUCGUACCUCGUUUCUCGUCUUAGUUAG
Malassezia japonica is the source of this 3087-nucleotide messenger RNA. RefSeq lists its product as uncharacterized. The record is from RefSeq and is a predicted model, not a curated record. Gene Ontology annotation, cellular component: membrane. The coding region runs from base 1 to 3087 and encodes 1028 amino acids. The transcript is spliced from 4 exons. Lineage: Eukaryota; Fungi; Basidiomycota; Malasseziomycetes; Malasseziales; Malasseziaceae.